CACACGACCGACGAGGGCCCUCAAAAACCUCCUACUGACGACCACUCCCAAUCCCCCGCGUCCAGAGGAGGAGGGCCGGAAAUAAAUUUUAAAAAGAAAGAGAAUAGUAUUAAAAAGAGGAAAAAGGGAAGAAAAAGGAGACGGCCACAAGAAAAUGCAGAAGAUCCUCCGCCGUGUAGCGACCGCCGAGCGGGCAGUCGCUAAGCGCCACAAGAAGCAGAUAGAGGGCCGGGACAAGAAGGAAUUCACACGGCAGCGGCUCCGGAAACAGCAGCAGUUGGAGGCCGCCAAAGUUCAAUACCGCGACGCCAAGAAGGCGGUUAAAGACGCAUGGGAGCUGGGUCCGAUGGCCCCGCGCCACGAUGUCGGCGUCUACGCCGGCUCGCGGGGCGCCAUCCCAGAGACCCGGUUCGCGACGUUUGGAAAGCCGACGCAGAUCCAGCUCGCGGAGCGGAGUUCUUGGGCCGGCGGCACAACCUUCUUCUGCCUCGCUGUUAAUGAUCGGGUUGUGCUGUUGGCUGGUCCGGAUAAAGGCCGUAUCGGAAGAGUCACGCGGAUCGAGUCUAGUGUAGGGGAGGUAUAUGUCGAGGGAUUGAACAGGAGCAACGUAUCGACCGACCCCGACAUCAGUUUGUCCGACACCGUUAACGUCAUGAGCAUGGAGCUCGGCAUGCCUAUAUCCCGCGUGCGACUCGUGUACCCGCUCCAAAACCCCGAGACAGGCAUCACGAAAGAUGUGAUAAUCAACCGAAUCGAGCCCCGCAACAUCAUCCACGACCGGUACACCGGCAAGCGAAUAUGGGACCGCGUGGUGCCAGGAAUCAACACCGUGAUCCCAUGGCCGGAGAAGGAGCAAAAGGACAUAAAGGACCGGAAGAACGACACGUUGCGUAUCGAAGUCGAAGAGAAGACCUUCGUCCCAACGCUGCUGCGCCCGCCCAUGCCAGAAAUGCUGAUCGACGAGCUGCGCGGCAAGUAUUCCCGCUUCCGCACGCGCCACGACCCCGAGUACAUCGCGCGCCUCGAGGCCCAGGAACAGGCCGAGAAGGACCGCAAGAAGCUCGUCGAAACCAUGCGCACGCCCCUGCAGGAGCUGCACCGCGCCGAGCGCGAGAAGAAGAAGAAGAAGGGCAAGCCCCGCCUCACCAUCGAAAUGCUCGAGAAGAUCGGCGAGGUCAUGGCCAGGAAUAUGGAGAGGCAGCGAAACGCGAGCGCCCUAUCCGAAGAAACGGGCAGUAUCCCAGCUCCGACAUCGACAUCAGCAGAAACAGAAGCAAAGGCGACCGAAGACGUACCGCAAACUCCGUUAGAAACAGGUAGCGAGGAGACGCCGCCUCCGCCGUCUUCGUAAGAAGGAAGCGAGGAAUGAAAAAAAGAGGGUUCCAGAGUAAAAAUACGAUUUAUCUAGAUCUGUAAAAAUAAAUGUAUAUAACGCAUUCACGACUACACUUACGUACGUACGUUAAGCACGAACUCUACAUUGGUUUAUA
Annulohypoxylon maeteangense is the source of this 1490-nucleotide messenger RNA. RefSeq lists its product as uncharacterized. NCBI's taxonomy places the organism in Eukaryota, Fungi, Ascomycota, Sordariomycetes, Xylariales, Hypoxylaceae. Gene Ontology annotation, molecular function: RNA binding; structural constituent of ribosome. The transcript is spliced from 2 exons. Gene Ontology annotation, cellular component: ribosome; mitochondrion. The coding region runs from base 155 to 1351 and encodes 398 amino acids. Gene Ontology annotation, biological process: translation. The record is from RefSeq and is a predicted model, not a curated record.